Molecule: messenger RNA, 1071 nt
Organism: Mucor velutinosus
Lineage: Eukaryota; Fungi; Mucoromycota; Mucoromycetes; Mucorales; Mucoraceae
Exons: 1
Coding region: 1-1071 (356 amino acids)
Biological process (GO): carbohydrate metabolic process
Cellular component (GO): extracellular region
Molecular function (GO): hydrolase activity, hydrolyzing O-glycosyl compounds; carbohydrate binding
Source: RefSeq, a predicted model, not a curated record
AUGCUCCAUCACUCAUCUUCAUCUUCUUACAGCCAAACCACCAUCUCCACUUCUCACAGCCACUCUUCUGCUUCCCUCUCUAUUCAUGUUAGCUCUGCUACUGAAUUAGUCUCUGCUCAAACUUUCGGUAAGCAAGAUCCUUACCUCCAAUUCUCUUUGAAUUUCAAUGAGAAGGAUUCCUACCUCAAGACAUUCACCCACAAGAACGCUGGUGAGAACGCCACUUGGAACCAAACCUUCACCAUCUCCUUGAACGGUGAGUCUGAUCUUUACGUUGAAGUCCUUGAUGAAGAGAGCACUGUCAAUGAAGUCAUUGGUUUCGCUGCCAUCCCCAUCAACCAAGUUGUCCACGCUCCUGGUGCCAACAUGAACGGUCUCUUUGAAAUCUAUAACACCAAGGGUGAGAAGGCUGGUCUCCUCAACUUGCAAUUAGCUGCUAUCGGUUUCCCCAACUCUCAACCUCCCAACUUUGAAGGUUCUCAACCCGUUCGCGGUCAAAGUUACGUUCAUGAAGGUCACUGUGCUCGCAUGAAGUCUACCAAGAAGAAGGCUACUGGCGUUGCUGUUGGUGGUGCUCUUCUCGGCGGUGCCCUCGCUAUCGGUGCUGGUUUCCUCGGUAAGAAGCUCUAUGACGACCAUAAUGAGAAGCAAGAGGAGGAAGAGCGCCAAGAACAAGAAGCUCAACAUCUCAGAGAAGAAGAGGAGCAAAAGCGUAAGCAAGAACGUGAGGAGUUUGAUCAAGAAAAGGCUCGUUACCAACAAGAAAAGGAAGAGUAUGAGCGUCAAAAGAACAGCCAUCGUAACGAUGAUAACGAGAACGAUCACCAGAAGAAGCAAGAACACGGCCGUCGCCACAAUGAUGAUGAUGAGGAUUGCGAAAAGCGUCACCACCGUCGUCGUGAUAGCAACAGCUCUGAUGAAGGUGAUGCCAAAAAGUGGAACCCCGUUGGUACCUAUGCUGCUGGUGACAGAGUCAAGUAUCACGGUCAAGUCUACAUGUGUCUUCAAGGCCACACCUCCAACCCCACAUGGCAACCUGGAGCUGCUCACUCUCUCUGGCAAGCCGAGUAA